GACCCAAAUGAAUCCGAUGGCUAGUCAGUCCCGGUCCGAGCCUCUUCGCGGCAAUAUUAUCCGCCCGAGUACAGCUGGUACCGCGAAAAACGCGUUCGUACCUACGAGCAUUCGGCGACAACUCGUAUUAUUUGUUACGCGCAUUGGAACUGCGAUUCCGAGUUAAAUUUGGUGCCCAUAUUGAGACCGCGAUUAGAAGGACCAGUAAAAUUUGAAACAGUGAAAGUUCACACUCGUGUACUCGAAAUAAAAUUAAAAAAAGAAAGUAGGAUUCUAUCAGUCAUACAAUUUGAAAAAAUGGUCCGAUAUUUAUGGACUCUACGAGGUCGGAGGUAUCUGUAAUUGUGGUGCGGGAGUUGGUUCAAAUGGUUUUGGCGGGAGCUAAGAUUAUUUCGGUUUGUUCACCCGAGCCACUUUUUGCCAGAGGCGGAAGCAGAAAAUCGCGUAGAAACCGCGUUGGCACCGGCUCGAGAGGAUCCGAUCGAUCGAGAUCGCGCGCAUCCGCAGGCUCCUCCAAAUAGCGAUGCGGUUGCAUUCCUCGCGCGACAGUUCCGCAUAAUCAUUAACAUUCUGCAAGAUGCGAAGCGAGGUAGGAGAAUGGCUGCCCACCUGCGUAGGUUCACCGAUAUGCAUCCUGCUGCUAUCUUGGUCGCUUCUGAUUUAUCAGAACCAGCCAUCUUCCGCGAAGAGAAGGAUCGACGUCUUCACGGUAGCCGUGCUCUCUCAGAGUCUGGCGCACCAACUGGGAUUGCUCUCCUAUGCCAUUCUUACACUCAUCCGACCGAGCAAUCACUUUGGAGAGUUCUGUUCGACCCUCGUUUGGAUGCUGAACUCGUCGAGCAUUCUCCAGGAGCUGACCCUGACCUCGAUCGCAGCGUUCGCGGCGAUCACCACUCGGGACGGAAGCUCGAACAUCACCAAGAACCAUCUCAAGUACCACCUGGUCAGCUUGAGCGUGAUCAGCGCUUGCAUCGGUGUCACCGGUGUCCUCAACUUCGAGCCAGACCUCUGCGUAUUCCUGGCGCAGGAGAUCUCGUUUAAAUACGGGAUCUUCGUGAUAUCCUUGCGAUCUCUUUUGCUGUUAGCUUCUACGAUUAGCUUAACCACGGCCCUGCUCAGGAGCAUUUGCCGGCCACCGAAAUCGGAGUUACUAAAAUCAGUUUCCGAUCUCUCGGAGACGAGCUCGAAGAACUCGUCGGGAGCCUUCGAAUGCCAUCCCCAGCAGUGGGACCCUUCUAGUGGCUCGUGCACCAGCGGGUCCACCAACAGCAGGGCCUGUUUAAGGAAAAAGAGAGUCCAGGUGGACGAGGCCAGUGGGAGAACAACGAUCUAUAGCAUACUCUUCGUUUGCUACGCGUUCCAAUACAUCCCCAUUCUGAUCGUGUCCGUGAGGCCGAGUGUCCUCAGGGAUUUCUGCACGCCCCAAAAUCUGGCGACUUGGUUACCCUUGGUGAAGGACACUCUGCUCCCGGUUUUCUUAGCCCUGUUCGACAAAAUGUUCUGCCGCUACGUGGCGAAGGUAUACACGAAGCAGGAUCACGCGAGGAGAUUGUCUCACGGCGGUGUUGAUGGUAAGUUUCGCCAUUUCGAGCAAGACGCCGAGUACAAGAUGCAAUUGAACCUGAACCACGGGCUCAAGUUCCCCUUGACUAAUGGGAGCCUCUACGGACGCUUGCACAGUCACCAGAACAGAGGCAAGACCGGUGGCACGAUCACGAUGGGUAUACAACAGUAUGCUAGGACUCAGGCCUUGAACGAAGACGGCAAUUACGCUUCCCUUCCCGCGGAGCUUUCCUCUUUCGCCAGUUCGACCUUCGAACCUCGUCACGAGACGAACGGGAUCGAAACUGCUAAAAGGAACGUUGAAUCAGCAAGUAAACGACCGAGGCCGAACGAGUAUUUUCAGGAAUUCCCUGGAAGCCGUCGGAAAAUCGGUAGCACCGACGUGUUCGGACAAAAUCUGGAGAAUCUGGUGCAACUAGAGGAUCCUUGCAGUAAACGGAAGUUCGCCAACAGCUUGGACGAGAUUCGCGAGGAACCACCAAGGAGGCACGCGAGGAGCGUACUUGGAUUGGAAAACUUGAUCGCUGGAUUCGAUAACGAUUUCCAGGAGCAAAGAUAUCCCAGAGUUGCUCUCAGGAGGAAUCAAAGCUUCGAUCACGCUAAAUGUCAAUCCUACCAUCGACUGAUGCUCGACACGAGGACGUACGAUUUGAAGAAGCAAGAUCAGAGGAGGGACCAACGAAUCAUACAGAAAGCGAACGAACAAAGUCCAAGGGACGAUGGGGAUGGAUACGAGACCUCGGACGAUGAGAGUUGCGACCUGGAGAACGGUGACUUCGACACGAUGAGUUCCUGUAGGAGUCGAAGUAGGAGCUGCUGUUCCGUGACCACCGUGGCCAACGAUGAUUUCGAGUACUUUCAACGUAAGGAAACUAAGGUGGAACUGUUGCCCCCGAAGAGAGCUGGCGAGGUAAAGGUCAACAUGCGAUCUUUCACGCCGAGGAUCAUCGAGAACAACGAGGAAAGCAAACUGUCGAACGCGAAGCCCAUCGUGCACUCGUAUCGGUUGAAGAAACAGAGAAUAGGAUUCGGCUACUCGAUGAACGACCUCGACAAACUCGCAGACCGGAAGAUGCUUCCGAAUCUGUCAAUCGAGAGCCUGAAAAAUACCCUGAGGAACUCGGACGUCAGUUACUUGGACAACGGGGAGAUCUGCAGACACGAUAUUGGCGGAUCCGUGCCCGACUUUAAAAAGAUUUUUCUCACCGACUUUAUAUGAGAUCGAAAUAUAGGAUUUUUCGAUAUUUCUUUUGGUGAACGAAGAUGAAAAUAGGUUCGAAGACGUUAGGGAAGGAAGUGUAGCUACAAACUAUUCGUUGUAGGAAACUUGGUUGAAUCUUGUGAACAAGGAAGAGACGUUUUUAAAUCUGGUACAAGAGCAAUGGAGAGGCUCUAUAAAGUGUUCUUUCGAAAUAAAAUUCUUUUCGACUUUUUGAGGAUAUCUAGGAUUUUGAAAACGGAUAUCGUAUAGAAGUUCAUUAUUCGAAAAUAACGAGAAAUCAAUGUAAUUCGCAGCGAUCGAGAUCGGUAAUACAAGAUUAUAUAACGCUUGCGCGGAAGUCACAGUCAAGUUGGAAAGUUAGUUAGGAGGAAUGCUAUGAGUUAAAGAAAUUCCACGUUAAUUCCAUUCGGUAACGAUCUCCGCAAGGUUUGCUUAAACAUUCUUUGAAAUUUACGUGAUCGUCGCGAUCAGAAUGACAAUUAAUAAAAAGUUACCAAAGGAGAAGGAAGAGAAUGCAAAACAUGAACGAUUUCUCGUUCGAGUAAAACGAUUCAUUAGCAUCGUAAUCUGUCCAUAUGGAGUAUAACGCGUGGAAAAUAUGUGCUCUCAUUGUUUUCCACAUUUGUAUAUGUACGUGAAGAAGAACGCUUUAGAAGCAUUUUUAUUGUAUGGAGAUCGAGCGCUUAUUUUUUGUAUAUAUCUUGUACAUUUGUACGGAACUAUUUAACUCAUUAAAUAUACUACGAGCGUGCGUGGAA
Ceratina calcarata is the source of this 3543-nucleotide messenger RNA. RefSeq lists its product as uncharacterized. The coding region runs from base 578 to 2782 and encodes 734 amino acids. The record is from RefSeq and is a predicted model, not a curated record. Lineage: Eukaryota; Metazoa; Arthropoda; Insecta; Hymenoptera; Apidae. The transcript has 8 exons.